UGUAUACAGAAAAUUAAGAAUAAUUAUAAUAUACCACAAAUAUCUUCAAAUUUAAAUCAUGAAAUUCUAGAUCAGAACGAAAUUGACAACUUACAGAAUAUUUUUUUAAAUAAUGAUCACACUUGUACUUUUCCAAAUGCAGUAAAAAACAGAAUGAACAUGGAAGUAGCUUAUUAUAAAGCAGCUGUAAAACCUAACUGUACAGAAUUAAUUAAAAUUAAUGAAAAUGAGGAAAUUAUUUUAGAUAUGUCGCAUGAAGAAAUUAGUUCAAAAGACAUAGAUUCAGUUAAUGCGAAUUGUAAAGGAGUUAACAUUCAAAAUGAUACCAAUUUCAUAAAGGACCGUGAAGAGGACAUACUAGAUAUUCAUAAGUCCAAUUAUAAUAUUCAAAAUAAAAAAAAUGAUUUUCUAAAUGAUGUUUCAGAUAAUAGUGAUAAUGUUGAAUUAAUAGAAGAUUCAAAUCAAGAACUGGAUUCUCAAAUUGCAAAUGAUCCAAUUCAUUUACCCAAAAGUGAAAGUUCUAUUGUGGUUACUAUAAGUGAUAGUGAUAAUUCUAUGAUUGAUGAUCGUAGAAAAAAUGAUAAUUUAAGAAAUAAUAAAUUAAAUCGUGAAAACAUAGAAAUUUCACAAAUAGAAAAAGUAAUUAAUUUUAAUAUAAAAUUAAAGUGCUUGUUGAGUAUUGAUAAAAAUGCAAAAGAAAUUUAUCAGAAACAAAUAAUAAAUGCAAUAUGUGAACCAAAUUCUGCUCCCAUAAGUCAUCAAAAAAUUGCUAAUUCAUCUACUUCUACAUGUUUAGCAGAUAUAUCAAGUUCUGAUAACAAAGAUAGCUCACCUGCUUCUACAAGUGCUUUUCAAUUACAUAAUUUACAACCUUCGAGACUAUCAUUUGUUUCUAGCAUUAGUAGUUCAAGUUCUGCUUCAUGUACAGUACCUUUAACAACAACAAAAUCUAACAACGAAACACAAUUUUCAUAUCGGCCAUGGCCCCUAAAAUAUUUUAAAAAAAAUGCUAAUCGUUUAAAUUCAGAAGAUAAACAAAAUUGGGAUGCAUUUGAAAAAUUAACCAAAGAAUGGAAAAAUAGUCAUAUAAUUAUUUCAACAAUAAUAAAUUUUUUAAAUAAUGAAAUUUUCUUUCCUGAUAAUGGAUCUUGUGAUAAUGGAAACUCUGAUUUAACAGAAAAUAAUCAGAUUCUUCGCUCUUCAACUCCAGAAAUUGAGGUUAACAACAUUUCAAAUGUACAACCAACAAAAAAAAAUGUUAGGAAUGACAAAGUUAAUAAACAAUUAAAAAAUUCAAAAAUUAUAAAAACAAGUAAGGAAAUAGAAACUAAUACAAUAUCAGAAUUAGAUAAUGAAUUUCUUGAAAAAGAAGUAUUUGCUAAAUGGUCUGAUAAUAAUUAUUAUCCAGGAAAAGUUUGCGCUAUUAUAAAAACUAAAUAUAAGGUAAACUUUUUUGAUGGCAAAACUAAACUGCUUUUGCCAGAUUUUAUUCUUCCCAUUAACAAAAAUUUGGAGACUGGUUCCUCUGUAUAUACAUAUAGUAAUGAUGAUAAAUAUGCUUCUUCAGGAUUGAUCAUAAAUAUUGAAAAAAAAGCUCAAUUAAUUAGGGAACAAAUACUCAAAACAAGUAUAGUAACAACAAUUCCUCAACAAUUGAGUUACAUAACAUUAGAUAAUGUUCUUUCUAGUAAACGAAGAUCUAAGAAAACGACUGUGCUAAACAUUCAUACAACUGAAUUUCAAAAAUCUUCAAUUGAUAGAAGUAAUAAAUCUAAACCAUCAGUAUCUGGAAUGCAAAAUAAAUUGAAACAAAAAAUUGACAAUGAUAAUAGAAAAAUGAUUAUUUAUAAUCAUAAAGGAUGGACAAAAUUUCUUGGAGUUCAAAAUGAAAUAAUAGAUGUAUUACAAAACGAAAUUAUUAAAGAACCUUUGAGUAAAGUGAAGGGAAAGUCUCGUUAUCCAAAGAAAGUAGAAAGUUCAGAGGAUCUUGAAAUACUAGGACCUAUACCAGAGGCUAAUUCAAAUAUUUUUAAGGGAAUGACAUUUAUACUUAGUUGUGUUUCUCUCAAAACACUUAUAAGGUAUCAAGUGGCAAGUGUAAAUAAUGAUUCUAACUCUGAAUCAGGAACUGAAAAUGAAGAAGAAUGGGUAAAACGUCCAUUUUUAAGAUAUCGCUUGCAAACACAAAUAACUGCUGGUGGUGGUAAGGUUUAUGAUCAUUUUGAAGACAUUCCAUCAGAGGAGUAUUUACAUACAAAGCAUAUAACAAAUUUGCCAAAUUUGUCAAAGAAUAGUUUACUUUGUUUAUCAGUAGGAAUUAGAAGUUAUAAUCAUCAAUGGGUGAUUAGAAGUUGUUUACAGAACAAGGCAAUUGAACCUGCAGAGGAAGAACUUCCAGCAGGAUGGAGCUUGGAUAAACAAGCUUAUAUUGAUAUUUAUCAAAGACCUAAAAAUAGACCAUUAGAACAUACUAUUAUUGCAAUACCUUUAUUAGAAUGUGGACAAACAUUUGUAGAAUUUUGGAAAAAAAUUUGUGAAAAUGCUGGAGCUGCUGUUCAAAUUCUUGAAAAUCCAGAUAAAUCUUUUAUGGAAGUGACAAUUAUACUUGCCAAUGUAAAGUGCCCCUUAUGGGUUAUUGAACAAGCAAAGAAUUGGCAUAUUCCGAUUCUGUCAACAAUUUGGUUAGUGCAAUGUUUGAUUGAAGGAAAGCUUUGCUCAUUUGAUACCAAACAAGUGUACAAAUCUCCACUUUCAGAUUCUUCAUUUUAAUUCAUCCAUCAUUUAAUGUAAUUAUUUAAAA
Messenger RNA from Ceratosolen solmsi marchali, 2800 nucleotides. Its product is annotated as tumor suppressor p53-binding protein 1. The record is from RefSeq and is a predicted model, not a curated record. Gene Ontology annotation, molecular function: histone binding. The transcript has 6 exons. NCBI's taxonomy places the organism in Eukaryota, Metazoa, Arthropoda, Insecta, Hymenoptera, Agaonidae. Gene Ontology annotation, biological process: positive regulation of transcription by RNA polymerase II; DNA damage checkpoint signaling. Gene Ontology annotation, cellular component: nucleus. The coding region runs from base 154 to 2769 and encodes 871 amino acids.